Mucor velutinosus is the source of this 534-nucleotide messenger RNA. RefSeq names its product atp2, beta subunit of the F1 sector of mitochondrial F1F0 ATP synthase. Bases 1 to 534 code for a protein of 177 amino acids. The transcript is spliced from 6 exons. NCBI's taxonomy places the organism in Eukaryota, Fungi, Mucoromycota, Mucoromycetes, Mucorales, Mucoraceae. The record is from RefSeq and is a predicted model, not a curated record.
AUGCCAAAAGACGUGCUCAAUAAAUACUAUCCUCGAAGCAAAUUGUCUCAAUGGAAAUCGCCUGAAUCCCAAAGCCCAUUGGACGAGGAUUUUCGACAGGAAAAGAACAAAAUCAUAUUCCUUGUGGCAGGAUAUGCAAAAUACAGAUGUCCAUAUGUCUGGUUAAGGUCCCAUCAUGAACAACUGAUUCGAGCUCAAACAGGACACAUUGAAGAGGACGACAAUCCCUUACAGUUACAAAAGACGAACGAAUGGAAGACUAGCAAUGUCUCGUUAUGGGAAAUGGUGGCUGAAAUCUUGCUCAUGACAACGAAUCCAAGAAACCCCUUUCAGCUUGAUCAUGACUAUAUUAACAAGCUGCCUGUCGAGGAAUCCAUCUUACUGACAGGUUCGCUACUGGCUUUUCUGGAAAAUGUCUGGAUACAAGCCGACCCAAGUAUCGCAUUCCUGGAUGAUUUGCAUACCGAAAUUCAAGUGUUACAAUCCAAGCAUAUUGAGAACAUGUAUACAUACAAUUUAAAGAAUAAAAACUAA